This is a messenger RNA of Exaiptasia diaphana, 1062 nucleotides long. Its product is annotated as adenosine receptor A2a. NCBI's taxonomy places the organism in Eukaryota, Metazoa, Cnidaria, Anthozoa, Actiniaria, Aiptasiidae. Gene Ontology annotation, cellular component: membrane. The coding region runs from base 1 to 1062 and encodes 353 amino acids. The record is from RefSeq and is a predicted model, not a curated record. The transcript has a single exon. Gene Ontology annotation, biological process: G protein-coupled receptor signaling pathway. Gene Ontology annotation, molecular function: G protein-coupled receptor activity.
AUGGACGACACUACAGUACUUUUUCUUCAAAUUUCUGCAAUGAUCAUUGGAGCAAUUUGUAUCAUUGGAAAUGCUUUGGUUUGUCACAUCAUCGUUAGACUUAAAUCCAUGAAGACGUCCAUGAAUUACAUCAUACUAAACCUUGCCAUACUUGACGCCAUGACUGGUUUCUUUGGAAUAUGUUUUGUCAUUACAAGCGAUAGCAAUGGCAUCCUUGGUCCACCAGUUCUCGAACGGGCAUACAAUCAGAGUAACACUUWAGCUGAAGUACUUUGCAAAUUUGAGUGGUCUUACGUUUUUUGCAUUUCUGUUUCGCCUCUGUUGCUGACGGCAAUGGCGUUCGAAAGAUAUAAAGCUAUUGUCCACCCUCUCUCAACACUUGGCGGAGGCACAAAAGCAAGGCUUAAAUGGAUUUUGCUUAUCUCGUGGCUUACAGGAUCUGGUUUUUAUAUCGUUGACAUCAUCACUGUUCAAUACAACAGCAAAUAUGGUGUUUGCAUGUACAAAAUCUAUCCUUGGUUUAAUAGCAAAGCUUAUUUUGGAGUGUUUGUUAUUGUGCUGUCUAUUAUUCCUUCCAUUGCUAUGACUGGACUCUAUAUUCGUGCAUUUUUUGCUUUAAGAACAACAGACGAAAUGCUUGAGAAUGAAACACAAAGAGCAAGGCAUAAAACGAGAAAGAAAGGUUUAAAAGUAGCCAUUUUAGUGACAGUUAUAUUCUAUAUCUUUUGUGUAAUCCCAAUUCUUCUUUUUGGUGUGAAUGAGUUCUUUGAAUUUUUUAAUCUCGUCAGGAAUGAUUUGAUGUAUGCAAUUACUUCAUUAGCUGUAACGUUUAACUCUGCAAUCAACCCUUUUAUAUAUUUUCUCUUUAUCAAGUCAUUUCGCGAUGGCUUUCGCCGUGUUUUCAACUGUCCAAGAGAGCGAAUGGGUACAGUAUUCAGUGAGAUAUCUUUAUCACGUCGUUCCAUUACCCUCGAACGUACUGAUGUAACUGAUUGUUCUAUAGUUCAACCAGAACUUAUUGCAGUACAAGCUAAAGACGAGACGUUAGAAUUUCAAGMCUAG